GUUUAGUAACGCAGCGGAAGGAAGUUUAGCUUAUUAGCGUUCGACGAUACGGGUCACUGUCUUGGACGAAGUUACCGAGACGGGAAUGUGAUCACUGACCCCAUUAUCAUCAUUGGCGAUGAGAGAAGAAAGAGACGCACGUGGCCUUGUUGUGGUGACUGUUGACAGCCGGCGCUCUCGAAUGGAACAAGUAAGCUGCGUGCGGUGUGUUUGACGAGUGGUUGGCGGGAGGCGGUUUUCUUUGUACUACGUCGGUUGUGUCGGUUCGCGGGUGGCGGUGUCGGGCACAGCGGAAGGCAGCUGUCGGAGCAGCGCGGCAUUGCGGCGGCGGUUUUUCCCGGAAAUAUCGACCGCGCGACCGCCUGGGAGUGCACCACGCCAAACGGGUUGUCCCGGUUAACGUGGCUGAAGAGACAAUGCCGGGAUGUGAGGACAGCGCUUCGACACGCGGAUCACGUUCCCGCGAAGCGCAGGCGCAAAGGCCGGAGCGCACCUUUCCGGCCAUGACCUGACGUCAUUGUGCGCUCGUUGACAACCGGGGUGAAGCUGCUGGGAGGGAGCCGCCUGGUGCCAUGCGGGUCAUCAUGCUGCGGCAGAAGAACCUAAAGUACUUUUUCUACUUCGUGGCCGCCAUCUUCUCCCUCAGUCUUCUUCUCCUGUCGCUGCUGAAGACGGCCAGCACUGUGGACGGCAAUGCCCUCGCACCCUCGUCGCUACAGUUUGGCGAUGCUGCCGACGCUGCCCUUCCAUCGUCCUCAACGUCUAAGACGUAUAGGAUCCUCAUCUGGGACGUCGGCAAGCGCAUGUCGAGGCGGUUCCUUCGCUCCUUCGGCAACACCGAGAAGGACCCGUUCGCGUUCUGCAGCGUGCGGAAUUGCGUCAUGGACACUUCAAACGACCGGAUAGACGAAGCGGACGCCGUCAUGUUUCAUCUGCAUCUCACGAAGGGGCCGCACACGCUGCCAAACUCCAGGAGACGGCCGGGCCAGUUCUGGAUCUUCUUCACGGACGAGUCGCCACUGCACACGUUUCUUCUGACCAGGCAGUACAAUAUGAGCCACUAUAACGGCCUGUUCAACCUGAGCAUGACGUACCGUAGCGACUCGGACGUGCCCGUGCCUUACGGUCGCACGGUCCGGCUGCCGGAAGACACAAAUGAAGUGCUUCGGGACUACGCGUCCUCAAAGACGAACCUCGUCGCCAUCCUGGGUAGCAACUGCGGCGGGGCCAACAUGCGGUGGCCCUACGUCCGGGAACUGGCCAAGCACGUCAAGGUAGACGUGUACGGCGGCUGCGGCACCAAGGUCUGUCCGGGCCAUUUCACGCGCGACUGCGACGUCACCGAGAGGUACAAGUUUUACCUGGCCUUCGAGAACAGCAACUGCCGCGAGUACAUCACCGAGAAACUGUGGUGGAACGCGUACCACAAGGAGGUCGUCCCGGUGGUCAUGGGCGCGACCCGGGAGGAGUACGCGAGGCUUGCGCCACCUCACUCGUUCAUUCACGUAGAAGACUUUAAGGGUCCCGAGGACCUCGCCAGGUACCUGGUGUACCUGGACGGCAACGCGACCGCUUACAACGAGUACUUCGCGUGGAAGAGGAAGUACGUGGUCAAGAACGAACACGGGUACUUCGGCUCGCCGUCGCUACACCUCUGUCGUAUGUGCGAAGCCGUGAACCGCCUUCAGGGCAGGACGAAGGUUUACAAAGACCUCGAGAGCUUCUGGAAUCCCAAGAGAGACUGUCGGCCUCCCGUAUGGGUGCCUACUUACUAAAAAGAGUGCGUGAUAUGUAAUAGUAUUAGUAGGUUAGGUUACGUUUCUUUUUGUAUUUUCAAAUGCCCGUGUGGGACUCGCAUCUUGAGAAAGAAAGGCUUUCGCAUUGGCGAAUGUCUAGUCACGAGACGAAGGGCCUUUACGUGAUUACCGCGCGUGCGUGGAAGACGUUCUGCCGCAUAAAGACAGUUACGUGCGGCCUUGUUUCUAAGUAAGCUUCGAACGAAUCGUUCUACCUACCCGUUCGUGGCUUCUUGUUUGAAACGUAGCGGUUCCUGUUUACUGACGAUUCUAGUCACCUGUUUAUUCCUACGUGGUCACCUACAUAAAGAAUUUGUUGGCGCAUUAACUUGUUCAUGAGAUGUCAUCCGUUUCGGGUUAUGUGCGCUAAAGCCGCAUAACGCAUUUGCUCGAUUAAUUACAGUGUUGAAGAGAAUGUGCCUCCUGGUUCGUUCGUGCCUGUGAACGCGGGCGCAAAAACAUUAAAGUUGAUAUAUUUCAUACA
Rhipicephalus sanguineus (brown dog tick) is the source of this 2280-nucleotide messenger RNA. Its product is annotated as 4-galactosyl-N-acetylglucosaminide 3-alpha-L-fucosyltransferase FUT6. The transcript has 3 exons. The record is from RefSeq and is a predicted model, not a curated record. Gene Ontology annotation, cellular component: membrane. NCBI's taxonomy places the organism in Eukaryota, Metazoa, Arthropoda, Arachnida, Ixodida, Ixodidae. Bases 573 to 1775 code for a protein of 400 amino acids. Gene Ontology annotation, molecular function: alpha-(1->3)-fucosyltransferase activity.